GGGAGUUGACAGGGUGAGGCCCCAGCACCCACUCUUGUGACAGGCAUCACUGAAAUGCAAAAUCCUGAAAACUUUAACCAUGUGUAAUGUACGAGCAGGGUACAAAGUCAGCUCAAGUUAAUUUAAAAUCCAUCCGUGGGCAUCUUUCCAUUGUCUUCCAUGGGCACUGCCAACAGGUGGCCAGGCAGUGGGGAAAGUCCUUGGAGCAGGAGGGUGACAGGGAGAGGAUUCACAUGAAGAAGAUCUGACUGUCUCUGGGACAAUUCCAGCAGAGAAUCCUGGAUUUAGGAGCCUGUGAGCUCCAAAGUGCACCCUCUGGAGCUGCAGAGCAAAGCCUUGCUGAUCAUAACUGCAGCAGAGUGUGGAGCUGAGGGAAGGUUUGAAGCAAGAGCCUGGCUUGGGUGCUGCCAUUUGCCAAGGAGAAGCUGCAGAGAUGAAGAAAGAAGAGGCUGAAAAGUCAUGACAGCUGAAAAGACUAUUCCUAUAAUUAAUGGCAAGCCAGAAGAUGCUUUGGACCCAGAAGCCUCAAGUACCAACCUUGUCCACAGCAACGAUAAGAAAGUUCAUGAAAGAGGUCACUGGAACAAUAAGGUUGAAUUUGUGCUCUCUGUGGCAGGGGAGAUUAUCGGGCUGGGAAAUGUCUGGAGGUUCCCAUACCUUUGCUACAAGAAUGGAGGAGGUGCUUUCCUCAUCCCCUACGUGGUCUUUUUCAUUUGCUGUGGAAUACCAGUGUUUUUCUUGGAGACGGCCUUGGGACAGUUUACAAGUGAAGGAGGCAUCACAUGCUGGAGGAAAGUUUGCCCUCUCUUUGAAGGCAUUGGCUAUGCUACCCAAGUUAUAGAGGCACACCUAAAUGUAUAUUACAUCAUCAUUUUAGCAUGGGCUAUCUUCUAUUUGUUCAACUGCUUUACUACAGAGCUUCCCUGGGCUUCCUGUGGCCAUGAAUGGAAUACAGAAAACUGUGUGGAGUUUCAAAAACUUAACAUGAGCAACUGCAGUCAAGUCUCUUUACAGAAUGCCACUUCUCCAGUGAUGGAAUUCUGGGAGUAA
Molecule: messenger RNA, 1050 nt
Organism: Ficedula albicollis (Collared flycatcher)
Lineage: Eukaryota; Metazoa; Chordata; Aves; Passeriformes; Muscicapidae
Product: sodium- and chloride-dependent GABA transporter 3-like
Exons: 5
Coding region: 460-1050 (196 amino acids)
Biological process (GO): sodium ion transmembrane transport
Cellular component (GO): membrane
Source: RefSeq, a predicted model, not a curated record